Messenger RNA from Dryobates pubescens (Downy woodpecker), 10301 nucleotides. RefSeq names its product zinc finger ZZ-type and EF-hand domain containing 1 (gene ZZEF1). Gene Ontology annotation, molecular function: calcium ion binding; zinc ion binding; ubiquitin-like protein ligase activity. Gene Ontology annotation, cellular component: postsynapse. Lineage: Eukaryota; Metazoa; Chordata; Aves; Piciformes; Picidae. Gene Ontology annotation, biological process: protein ubiquitination; regulation of synaptic plasticity. The record is from RefSeq and is a predicted model, not a curated record. The transcript is spliced from 55 exons. The coding region runs from base 161 to 9091 and encodes 2976 amino acids.
GCGCGGCUGCCGCCGGCCGAGAGCUGACAGGUGCGGCGGGCCGGGAAGUUGCUGACUAAGCUGGGCCGGGUGGAGCCGGGGCAGCGGCGGCCGAAGGAGGAGGAAGGAGAUACGGCUGUGCUGAGCCUCGGGUCACAGCGUCGGCGCCUCCGAAGGGCUCAUGGGGUCGGCGGCGAGCCACAGCAGCGAGGAGGAGGAGGAGGGCGCCGAGGAAGGCAUGGAGGGGGCGGCCGCCGCGCCUCAGCCCGGCGCUCCCUUCCUGCCCGGCUCUGCUGCCAGUCCGGCGCCGCCGCUGCCCCCGGCCGAGGUGCUGCUGGAGCAGGCCCGGCUGCGAGAAGCCACGGCGCGGCUGCGGGAGGCGGCGCUGCCCGAGUCGCUGGUGUCGCGGCACCACAGCACGCUGGUGCGCUGGCUGGAGGAGCGCCUCAGCCGCGGCGACGAGGCCGUUAGCCUGGAGCAGUUCUGCGAGGUGCUGGAGAGCGUCUCCCGCCUGGCAGCCGGCUCCCGCGGCGAGAGCGAGGAGGCCUUUGCCCAAUUUGAUGCUGAAGGAGAUGGCACUGUAGAUGUGGAGAACAUGCUGGAGGCUCUCAAGAAUUCUAGUGGAGCUAAUCUUCAAGGGGAACUGAGCCAUGUGAUCAGACAGCUGCAGGCUUGUUCUCUGGUGCCAGGCUUCAUUGAUAUCUUUUCGGAGUCGAAGGAGCGCCUGGGGCUGCACGCGGCGAUGAUCCUGCGGUUCCUGCACCGCAACCGCAUCUCCAGCAGCGCCAUCCCCUACCCGCUGCUGGAGUACUUCAACAACCUCUGCACCAUGCGCUCCUCCCUGCUCAAGGACUCUCUGGAGCGGCUUCUCUUGAAAGAGAGAGAAUACCCCAGUGACCUGAAUGGAAAUCAGGAGUCAGACAAACUGAAGUCAGUCACCAAGUGCUACACCCACAUUGAGACCUCAUCCAACUCUGCUGACAUUGACAAGAUGACCAAUGGGGAGACCAGCUCCUUCUGGCAGUCGGACGGCAGCGCACGCUCCCACUGGAUACGUUUGAAGAUGAAGCCAGAUGUUGUUUUGAGACAUCUGUCCAUCGCAGUGGCAGCCAACGACCAGAGCUACAUGCCCCAGCAGGUGACGGUGGCCGUGGGCAGGAGUGCCGGCAGCCUGCAGGAGGUGCGGGACGUGCACAUCCCGAGCAACGUCACCGGCUACGUGACGCUGCUGGAGAACGCCAACAUCAGUCAGAUGUAUGUCCAGAUAAACAUCAAGCGCUGCCUCAGCGAUGGCUGUGACACCAGGAUCCACGGGCUCAGGGCUAUUGGCUAUCAAAGAGUUAAGAAGGUGGGAGUAUCUGUGGGUGAUGCCUCAGCUAUCUGGUACUGGUCUCUGCUCACCUCUCUGGUAACAGCUUCCAUGGAAACCAACCCAGCCUUUGUUCACACCAUUUUACAGAACACCCAGAAAGCCCUGCAGCACAUGCCACCUCUGUCCCUCACACCAGGCUCUACAGACUUCUCAAGUUUCCUAUCUCCAAAUGUUUUGGAAGAAGUUGAUAGCUUCCUUAUCAGAAUAACCAGCUGUUGUACUACUCCAGAGGUUGAACUCACACUGUUGGCCUUUGCCUUAGCCAGAGGGAGUGUCGCUAAAGUGCUGAGUUCCCUUUGCACAAUCUCCGAUCAUCUGGACACUCCAUACAGGGCGUCAGCUCUUAUCUCCUCCAUGGCAGCUGUGAGGCAGAACCUGCUCUAUAAAUAUGGGAAACCAUUGCGACUGACUUUGCAAGCAUGUGAUGUGAAGGGAAAAGAAGAUAAAUCAGGGCCUGAAAACCUCCUUGUAGAGCCAUGGACUGGGGAUGGUUUUCUUACUGAGACUGGGAAGACCAGAGCAAGCAUCAUUCUCUCUACUGGAACUGAAUCUUCAUUUCAAGUGACACAGAUAAGGAUAAAGGUUCGCAGGGGAGCCAUUGGGGCUCAGUGUGGGCUGGUGUUUGCCUACAGCAGUGCUUCAGACAAGUUCCACGCAGAGGAGCACUUCAGGAGGUUUGAAAGCUAUGACCGAUGGAAGCUGAGGGAGUUCAGACAGUUCCUGAAAACCAGAAGCAGCUGUUCCUGUGAUGAUCUGGGAGAAGAUGACCCUAUUGGCUGGUUUGAAGUGGAAGAAGAAUGGGAUGAAGUUGACGUCAAAAUGCAGCAGUGCAGAGUUUCCCAAUACCUGAUGGUCAAGUUCCUGUGCACCAGACAAGAGGCAGCAGAGCGCCUGGGUGUGCAGGGCCUCAGCGUCCUGGGCUACCUGCGGCCCCCGCGCGGCCAGCCCAGCAGGAGCAUGACCUGCUUGCAGUGUCCAAAACCUGAUGGUGAUACAGUUUGUGGCACGACUCUUCUCCUGAAGACACUUCAUUUCAUCCAGCAGCUGGCACAGGACCUGGUGCAGCAGAAGGAGAGUGGAUUCAAGUACAAGUCCUUUUUAGAUUUCACAGGCCUGGAUUUGCAGCUCUUCUGGAAUUUCUACAGCAAGCUUCACCAGAAUCCAAGGGAGGAAUGUGUCUUUGCUCAAACACUGCUGCUGCAGCUUCUCCAGAGCUGCUUCUCUGUACUUACUGGAGAUGAUAAAACUGCUAAACCUCAAGAAAUAGCUCAGAGCACAACAUCUGGGCACACAGAAGCUGCAGAAGAGCUUUAUAGACAUCUGUGUGAAGUGGUGGAUAUGGGGGACAGUAACUUUAUGCCAAUGAAAAUGCUGAAGGAAGAAGUUAAGAACACCUUACUCAGUGGAGCAGCAGUCUUCUUCCCAGACAGACAGACCAGGAGACACCAGCUCUUCACCAUGAUGAAGAACAUCACAGAGCAGGAACAUAAGCAGUCUGUCCACCUUGCCUUCAGAUCCUUGUGUUCCCACUUCAGUGAUCAAGAUCCAGGGGGACUCUUGUUGUUACCAGAGAAAGGAGUUUCGGCAACCUUUGACAUAAGCGAAGUGCUGUCAGUCAUGGACACCCUUCUGCUGGUGGCAGCCAGAGAGUGUGAAAUGAUGAUGCUGGAUGUUGCACAGCAAGAGAGUGGCACAGUCUUGUCUUCCUUAUUCUGGUCUGUUCAGGGUAGCCUCCUUUCAUGGUGCUACCUGCAACUCAAGGGCAAUGAUAACUCAGCCAAGGAUCUUGCAGCAGAAAUACUUAAGAACUAUGUGGGCCAGUUCCUGUCCAAUGUCAGAACGAUUUUGCAGUCACUUUUAUCUCAAUAUAGUGGCAAAACAAUAGUAGAAAAAAUCAGCAACUCUGUCUUUGCCAUGGCCACUCGUCAGCUGGUCAUCUUCUUGUUGGAUUUCUGCACUUUAGACAUUCCAUACUGUACUCUGCUCCAGGGAUUCAGCACUUUGAUAGAACCACUGAAAAGCCUUUGUGGUGAGCCUCACAAGCUGGAGAUGGAGAGCUGGCAGCAGGAGCAGCCUGUGGUGCUGCGAACGUGGACGAUGGAAUCGCCUCAUAACUAUGAGAAUAAUUGCCAUGAGGUCUCAGUCUUCCUGUGUCAUGGGGCAACUUACUUUGAGGUGGAGUUUGAUGAGAAAUGUGAAACGGAGCGCAGGUAUGAUUACCUGGAGUUCACUGAUGCCAGAGGUGCAAAAACUCGUUACGAUACAAAGGUUGGCACUGAGAAGUGGCCUAAGAAAGUGACCUUUAAGGCUGGCCCACGGCUGCAGUUUCUCUUUCACUCUGACAGCAGCAAUAAUGAGUGGGGCUACAAGUUCUGCGUCACUGCCUACGGCCUGCCGGACGUGGCCGUGUCCUGGGGCCUGGACCUGCAGCUGCUGGUGUCGCGGCUGCUGGGGCGCCUGGCGUCCCGCAGCAUGGCGCCGCGCGCCCUGCGAGAUCUAGGUGGUGAAGCAGAGCUGCCUCCUUUGAAAGUGACAGCAGUUCUUAAUUCUCCUCUGUGGAAACCUGUCUUCAGGCAUCAGAUGUGUCCUGAGGCACUGCCAGGGGCCAGGCAAAGCAGUAAACUGCUCCAGGAUAAAGCAGAGGCCAGGAGCCCUCUCCCAGACGACUGCCGUCACUUUCUUAUCGACUUUGCAAAAUCAGAUCCUGCCCAGGACUUCAGUGGGCAAAAAUCUGAACUUUUCAAAGGACUUACACAGGCAUGUAAAAAACAGACCCCAAAGACAGAUAUAGUUGCUGGUUCUACUGUUGAUCAAGCUGUGAACUCCACAUUUGCUGCUUUGGUGUAUCUCACUCCAGAGUUAUAUGAGAAGCUUCAAAAAUAUGUCAACAGUGGAGGCAAAGUGCCUUUGAGUGAUGACUUUGCACAAGUGUAUUCCCUGGCUGAUUCCCUUAGAAUCUGGAUGUUGGAAAUGAAGCAGAAAUCCCUGAUGAGCAGAGACAGUGACACUGAGGAGAAGCAGAAUGCAGAAGCAAGCGAGGUGAACCCAGAAACUCUUGCAAAACUUUGCAUGCAGAAGAGCCUUUUGUUGCUGAAUUUUUUGCCUGUAAGAGCAAAGACGAAAGAUUCUGCCCCAGACAGUUUGGGAGCCCAAGAUACUGAUGACAUCCAAAAGGAUGCCACUGAGAAGUGCCAAAGGAAAGGGUCCCUUGUGGACACAGACUUCCAGGCAGCACACUCAGUGCCUUCCAGCGGGGGCACUCAUCCUGUUUCAAAAGAGGGCAGCCAAAUGACACACUCUGACAUGAAGAUAAAACAAGUUCCAGACCCUCUCCCAACAGAGGAAGCUGUUCAUAGCAAGCCUGUGGAGCAUGCAGCUUCACAGCAGGAAGAUGUGGCGUCACCUCCUUCCACCCCCACACGAAAAUCUCAGCUCAGCCGUGGAAGACUGAGGCUGCUGUCCUUUAGAUCCAUGGAGGAGCCCAGAGCUCUUCCCACUGUGAAGGAGAAAUAUCCUAUGCUGAAGAGCAUCUUGGACUUCAUUAAGGAUCAGUCCCUCUCACAUGAAAGUGUUUUAAGGGUUCUUGCUUUGAGAAGAUCCCAAGGGCAGAGUAUUCUGGAAGUGCUCAGGACAACUCGCCGGUGCCUAGGCUCGCUGGGACAGCCCCACUGUUUCCAUCCACCCUGUGUGCUUUUCCUUCUGGAGCUUCUUGCCUGUCAGAAAGAUUUUACAAACUACUUUGGAAACCUGGAAGGCUGUGGGGCUGAGCUACACAAAGAGAUUCGAGAGUGCUACUACCAGCUGGUUUUGUUCCUGGUGAACUCUGUGAAGGGAUUUAGUGCUAUAAAUGACAGAUCUCUGCUUCCAGCCUUAUCAUGUGUGCAGACAGCUCUACUUCACCUCUUGGAUAUGAGUUGGGAGCCGAGUGAUCUUUCCUUCUUUGUUGAGAUUCAGUUACCACAUCUCCUCAUGGCUACCUCACAAGAGAACAUCAGUACUCAUGACAGUGUCAUCUGUCAAUGGAGUGAAGAAGAUGAAAUUGCUGACUACAAGCAAAACUGUGAAUGGAUGGAUGAAUGUCAGGAUGUGAUGUUUGAGACCUGGUAUGAAAAGAUCGCUCAAGCUGACCCGGAGAAGCAGAGAAAGAUGCACAUGUUUGUUGCUCGGUACUGUGACCUGCUGAACGUGGACAUCUCCUGUGAUGGCUGUGAUGAGAUUGCGCCGUGGCACCGCUACCGCUGCCUGCAGUGCAACGACAUGGAUCUGUGUAAAACUUGCUUCCUUGGUGGGGUUAAACCUGAAGGCCACGAGGAUGACCAUGAAAUGGUUAACAUGGAGUAUGCCUGUGACCACUGCCAAGGAGUUAUCAUAGGCCGGAGGAUGAACUGCAAUGUGUGCGAUGACUUCGACCUCUGCUAUGGAUGCUACUCUGCAAAGAAAUACUCUGACAGCCACCUGCCUACGCACAGCAUCACAGUGUACCCCAUGGUGACCAUCCGCAUCAGUGACCGGCAGCGCCUCAUCCAGCCCUACCUGCACAACUACUCCUGGCUGCUCUUCGCGGCCCUCACCCUCUACAGCGCGGACCUGGCCGCCGGGGAGCAGGCAGACGGAGAGAGGCUGCAGCCGCAGCUCCUCGCCCACGCCAGAGUUCUGCAGCACCAGUGCAUACAGCUCAUUGGAGACUGCCUGAUGAAAGCACAGCAUGGAAAAGGUGUGAAGAAUUUAGCUCUCCUCUGCAUGCUACCAGAAAGUGAAUCCUUCUCUGACAAUGACACUGUUUCAGUCAGUCCUCCCACAGACGCUGCUCCAAAAAGUCCUGCUGGUGAUAAAGCAGUGAAGGGGAAAGAGGAGAAACCCAGCACAGGCUCUUUGCUGUGUUGCAGUAUGAGAGGAGAUACUCAAAUUGAAAUCCAGUCUCCUGCAGGAGAUAAAGUAGAAAAACAAGGAAGUGAAAGCAAAGCUGUCUGUGCAAAGAAAGCUGCUCUGAGCCCAGAGUCAGACAUAGCUGUGGCUGCUGCUGCUGCUCCAACAGCAGAUGACUGCCUCUCUGAGGAUUCCACCCAGAAGCAAGCAGAGAAGCUUUUACUACCUAGCCAAGAACAAGUUUUUGCUGAGUGCUCUCAGAAGAGGAUCCUGGGACUCCUGGCAGCUAUGUUACCACCUUUCAAAUCGGGCUCUACAAUGUCGUUGAUCAACCUGGAACAGAUCCUUCCACUGAUGUUCCAGGUGGUCAUCUCAAAUGCUGGCCACCUAAAUGAGACUUACCAUUUAACACUGGGCCUGCUGGGCCAGCUCAUCCUGCGCCUGAAGCCUGCAGAAGUGGAUGCUGCAGUGGCUGAAGUCCUCUCAGCCAAGCAUAAUCUCUUUGCUGCGGGAGAUGGAUCUGCACUGCCAGAGGGCUGGAAAACAACUCACCUUCUGUUCAGCCUGGGGGCUGUGUGUUUGGACAGCCGGGUGGGCCUGGACUGGGCCAGCUCCAUGGCAGACAUCCUGCGGGCGCUGAACGCCUGCGCACAGUGGCACGAGGUGAUCGCCGCCUUCACCGAGCACUGCGUCCAGCAGCUGCCCUUCCAGCUGAAGCACACCAACAUCUUCACCCUGCUGGUGCUGGUGGGCUUUCCUGAGGUGCUGUGCAUGGGGACGCGCUCCGUGUACGUGGACAACGCCAACGAGCCGCACAGCGUCAUCAUCCUCAAGCACUUCACUGAGAAGAACAGGGCAGUGGUGGUGGACAUCAAAACCAGAAAGAGAAAAACAGUGAAGGACUAUCAGUUGAUUCAGAAGUGUGGCCAGGAAGGCAGUGAUCCCCAGACUCAGCUCAGACAAUACCUCCAGCACUUUGUUCUUAUAUCCACGCACCUUCUGCAGACCACCAUCGACAGCAGCUACGCUGAGGCUGUGGAAGCCACCUGGGUCUUGUCACUGGCUCUAAAAGGGCUUUACAGAACACUUAAGAUUCAUGGCUUUAAGGAGGUCCAAGCUGCCUUUCUUCAGUCUGGUUUACUCAAGCUUCUAGUCAAGAAAUGUAGCAAAGGAACUGGCUUCAGCAAGACCUGGCUUCUGAGAGACCUGGAGAUCUUGUCAAUCAUGUUGUAUUCCUCAAAGAAAGAGAUCAGCUCCCUGGCUGAACGUGAGGAGACUGAGCUGGAAGAAAGAGAUCAAGAUCAAGAUGUGGAGCAACCUGUUAUUGGUCCUGUUGAUACAGAGCAGAACAAACUUGAUCCUCUUGAGGGUUUGGAUGAAGCAACCAAAAUAUGCUUCUUGAUGACACACGAUGCACUGAAUGCACCUCUCCACAUCCUCAGAGCCAUGUAUGAGCUGCAGAUGAAGAGGACAGAUUCCUUUUUCCUGGAAGUGCAAAAGAGGUUUGAUGGAGAUGUGAUCACAACAGACGAGAGGAUCCGGACACUGGCUCAGAAAUGGCAGCCCAGCAAGCGCCUGAGGCUGGAGGAGCAGAGCUCAAAAGCUGUGGACACAGAUAUGAUCAUCCUGCCAUGUCUGUCAAAGCCUGUGCUCUGUGACAAAGCCACAGAAGAAAGCAACCCAGUGGCCCAGAAGCUGAUAACCAACACGGAGAGCGACCUGCAGCUCAGCUAUGCCAAGCAGCGCCGCACCAAGAGCUCCAUCCUGCUGCACAAGGAGCUGGACUCCAGGAGCAAAAAGGCUGUCAGGGACUACCUGUAUCGUGUCAAUGAGGCCACUGCUGUGCUCUAUGCCAGGCAUGUGCUGGCAUCCUUGUUGGCUGAGUGGCCAGAUGAUGUGGCAAUCAGUGAAGAAAUCCUGGAUCUUAGUGGCCCAGCCCACAUGACAUACAUCCUCGACAUGCUUAUGCAGCUGGAGGAAAAGCAGCUGUGGGAAAAAAUUCUACAGAAAGUCCUGCAUGGGUGCAGUGAGGGCAUGCUGGGGACAAUGGCACUGACAGCCUGCCAGUUCAUGGAGGAGCCAGGCAUGGCCGUGCAGAUGCGUGAAUCCAAGCACCCCUACAACAACAACACCAACUUCGAGGACAAAGUUCACAUUCCAGGUGCUAUCUACCUCUCAAUCAAGUUUGACUCUCAGUGUAACACAGAGGAAGGCUGUGAUGAGCUGCUGAUGGCCAGCAGCAGUGACUUCCAGCAGGAUCGGCACAGCUUCAGUGGCUCACCACAGAAGUGGAAUGACUUUGAGCUGCCAGGAGACACUCUCUAUUACAGGUUCACUUCUGACAUGAGUAACACCGAGUGGGGUUACAAGUUUACAGUGACUGCGGGACAUCUGGGGAGGUUCCAGACAGGGUUUGAAAUUCUGAAGCAGAUGCUGUCUGAGGAAAGGGUUGUUCCUCACCUCCCCCUGGCCAGAAUCUGGGAGUGGCAGGUGGGGGUAGCCUGCCGCCAGACCGGCCACCAGCGGCUGAAGGCCAUCCAUUUGCUCUUGAAGAUAGUGCAGUGCAGCACCCAGAGGGACUGUGACCUCACCUUGUUGAAGCCACUUUGGCAGCUUUUCACCCAUAUGGAAAACAACUUGUGUCACGACAUGGCCAAGCCUGGCAUUCUCCUUCCUCUCCAUCGUGCGCUGGCAGAGCUCUUCUUCGUGACAGAAAACAGAGUUGCCGAGCUUGGAACUCUACAGGAGUAUUUGCUUGCCUUAAAUACUGAAGAUCAUCUUCAUCGCUGUACAGCACAGGCCCUGAGGAACAUUGCUGCUAUCAGCCUUGCCAUUAACUACCCCAACAAAUCAACAGCUUUCUGGAAUGUCUAAUACUGGCUCAGGCCGGAGUGCAUGGGAUAGAGUAGUUUGUCCAUAGGAACCUCAGAACAAACAUCUUAACUCCCUUCAGCAUCAUGAGCACUCUGCAGCCUUCCUUCCUUCCACCUUGAUGUAGAAUUUAUACCACUCAAAGCUCACUUCAGUGAAAAAAGCACAUCCUGAAGCAGCUCACUUGUCGCCUACAGUCAUGUGUACACUAUUGUAGCAUGUUAGAGUAAAUAGCAAGAGUUUCUUUUGUAUCCAGAGGAAGUAAACUCCAGAAGGUAGCUGGAGGGUGAGGAUGGAAGGCCCCCAGCGUUGCUGUCAGCUGUUCCCCAGCAAACUUUGGUUGAUGGAAUGUGACAGCUUGGAAAGUGCUGCUGGACUCGGAGCGAUGCCAUCAGCAGCAUCUCCAAGGUGUCACUGGAGUGGAACAGGCCAAGCAGAGCUGCUGGGCUGAGGCAGAAGUGGGCCACACUUCAGUCCUGGCAUAUUGCUUUUGCUUUUGAAGGCUGCUACCCAAGAGAAAGAACUUGAGUCCUUACCAAGCUACAGGUUAUAAACCAAAUGCCAGUUAAAGGAUUCCAGUUUCAGAGCAUCCUCGUGCAAGAUGUUCCUCCUGUUCUCUGAUCCCAUCAGCUGGAGCAUCUUUUCUGACCUUUCUUUAUCUCCAAUGUGUUGUUCUAGAGAGUCCAUUAGGGCAGAGGGCUUCCCUUCAUGGAGCAGGGCUGAUGGGAAGAGCUGAGGAAUUUCCAUGCUUCUUGAAUACAUCUUGACAAGAAAUGAUCCAUGAAGCCUUUCUUUUCCUUUGAAUUACUUCAACACCAGCUCUUGGCAGUGCUGAGAACCUGGAGUCCCAGCAUUCAGCAUGGGGGUUAAUGCUCAGUCCAGCCUGAUCUGAGAGAGCAAUACCAAUGCUCCUCUGAGUGAGCAGGGAAUGGUUGCAGCCCUGUGCUGAAGUCAGUUGGCUUUCUUCCUGCUCAGCUGCACUGGGGCUUCCCUUUCAAAGAGUUCAGAAGAACCUGGAAGGAUUUGGGGGUGCAUUUUGUAUGCAUGCAGGGUGGAGAGCUGGGCCUGUCCACUACGAGUUUGAAUGCUCAUUAUUUUCUCCUUCCCUUGCUCACCCUGGCAUUAAGAUACAAAAAAGGCUCCCAGGAGCCUGAGUAGUGUGAACACAGUGGCUCUGUCAGGAGGGAAUGUGCUUGCUGACCUCUCGUGGUCC